Molecule: messenger RNA, 960 nt
Organism: Phyllostomus discolor (pale spear-nosed bat)
Lineage: Eukaryota; Metazoa; Chordata; Mammalia; Chiroptera; Phyllostomidae
Gene: DRGX
Product: dorsal root ganglia homeobox
Exons: 6
Coding region: 144-935 (263 amino acids)
Biological process (GO): regulation of transcription by RNA polymerase II
Molecular function (GO): RNA polymerase II transcription regulatory region sequence-specific DNA binding; DNA-binding transcription factor activity, RNA polymerase II-specific
Source: RefSeq, a predicted model, not a curated record
UUUCGGGGCCAGACUAGGUCCCGGGUAGAGGGAGACUUAGACUAUCGCUGUUUGCUUUGCAGCCAGGCCGAAGCCAGGCGCGCCUGUCGGUCCCGCGGUCACCCUCCGGAGUCCCGGCCGUCCAGAAGAUCCGGCCGUCAGGGAUGUUUUAUUUCCACUGUCCACCACAGCUUGAGGGCACUGCACCUUUUGGCAACCACCCUACUGGAGAUUUUGAUGAUGGAUUCUUGCGCAGAAAACAGCGCCGGAACCGGACAACAUUCACUCUUCAGCAGCUGGAAGCUCUGGAGGCAGUUUUUGCCCAGACGCACUAUCCCGAUGUAUUCACCAGAGAAGAGCUGGCUAUGAAAAUAAACCUCACAGAAGCCAGAGUGCAGGUUUGGUUCCAGAACCGAAGGGCCAAAUGGAGGAAAACAGAGAGAGGCGCCUCUGACCAGGAGCCAGGAGCCAAGGAGUCCAUGGCAGAGGUAACAUCACCACCUGUGAGAAAUGUCAAUUCCCCACCUCCUGGGGACCAAGUCCGGAGCAAGAAGGAGGCCCUGGAGGCCCAGCAGAGCCUGGGGCGUACAGUGGCUCCUACAGGACCUUUCUUUCCCUCUUGCUUGCCGGGGACCCUCUUGAAUACAGCAACAUAUGCCCAGGCCCUGUCACAUGUUGCCUCCCUGAAAGGGGGCCCACUGUGCUCUUGCUGUGUCCCAGACCCCAUGGGGUUGUCUUUCCUCCCUCCCUAUGGCUGCCAGAGUAACCGCACGGCCAGCGUGGCUGCCCUGCGCAUGAAGGCUCGGGAGCACUCAGAGGCUGUCCUGCAGUCAGCCAACCUCCUGCCAUCUGCCAGCAGCAGCCCCAACCCUGUGGCCAAGUCGUUGCCCCCCGAUGGCAACCAGGACAAGACCCCUUCUGCCAAGGAACAGAGUGAAGGUGAGAAGAGUGUAUGAGGGUCCCAGGGACCAAGCCUCGCAC